UAAAAAAUAAAUAAUAAAUUUUAUUUACAGUUCUGUUUUUAAUGACGUAAUUUAGAUGAUUUGAAAAUUGCCACGCGCUGCGGAAUUAAUUUCUUUUUGUUUUCGAUUAAUUUUCUGUUAACAUUUAUAUUUGUUCCAUUGGAUUCUAUACUAUAGAGAAGAUUUGGAAGAAGACUAAAUUAAUAGAAGUGUUAUUAACAAAUGAUAAAAAAAUGAAAGAGCCCAAGAACAAAAUUGAAAUAUUCCUCGAGAUGAGCGGGAAAGUUCGUUUAAAGGCGAAUGGUAUUCUUGAUGAGGAUCCCUUAACAUUGCAAGAAAUCGUCUAUAAAUAUAUAUGCAAAUAUUUAGAUGUAAUUAGUUAUCGCUCUGAGAAAGAUCAAGUGCGCAGACUCUACGAUGACAUUGUUAUACCAAAUGAUAUAUGCGAUCGUUUACUUGAUGCUUAUCAACGUUUUAAUCGACAUAUUGAUGACAGCCUUGUUCAUUUAUUUGAAGAUCCCAACCGCACAUCUUUACAAAUGGUCAACCUACGUAAUAGCACUAUAACCAGCAAAGGUAAAUAUUGUUAA
Molecule: messenger RNA, 569 nt
Organism: Teleopsis dalmanni
Lineage: Eukaryota; Metazoa; Arthropoda; Insecta; Diptera; Diopsidae
Product: protein zer-1 homolog
Exons: 2
Coding region: 213-569 (118 amino acids)
Source: RefSeq, a predicted model, not a curated record